CACAUUUUUGGUACAAAAACACAUCGUUGCGCGCUCCUCUUCGAUUCAAAUAUCGGAGGGACUGCUGAUACAAUUGAAAAUGGGGAGGGAGAGGAGAGAGAGAGAGAUGGGAGGAUGGUUAUUCGUUUCCUCGAAUAUUUUCGGUCAUAUUUUCGUACCAAAUAAAAAAGUUUGGUAUUUUGCGUUUAUUGUUAUUUGAUACGUAAAUGUCGACCGGUUUCGCGUCGAUCUUUCACCUUACAAUCUCUUACUCUGGGUGCGCGCGCGCUUGUGUGUGUGGGUGGGUGGAUGCAUGCAAUACUAAAAGAAAAAGAAGAAUUGAAAGAAGUCGAACGUCGUUGUAGAAAAUGUUUCGGCGUGAUUGAUUAAAAACCACUACUCUUGUAAAUACCAAAGCGACGAAAAUGAACGCUCUUUGUCGCUCGCCGAGCCCCCUCCGCUACGUGUAUAUAGUCCUAUUGAAGAACUCUGUAAUAUAUUGUUUAAAUUCACUCGAAAGAUUAUGUAAUACGGUGCAUACGUGUUACGUGCGCUGUCAGUGUAUAUACGAGUAUAAGUUAGUUAUAAGGAUCUACGAACGACCAAUGACUUUAUUUCUCCAAUCGACACAUUUGUACGUUUAUUUGUGCGGCAGUGAGUUAUAUGCCGUGCAUCUUUCUAACGAUCCGUGAAUACAACACGAUACUUUUAGUUUUACCAUUGUUAAUCGCGAUCGUUGGUUUAACAACUUGCUACUCAGCCUCCGAUAUAAUACAGUCGACAAAUCCAUAUUUAACAACGGCUGAUAGAAUACAUUUGAAGAAGAUCCUUGAACCAGGUUUAACGUCCAAUGAUGUAACGUUUACGUAUUAUGCAGUCCAUGGAUAUACGUUUCUCGGAGAAAAUUUGCCGAACAAACAGGACAUUUGUGAUUUCUUGAUAAAAGUCCUAAACAAUGGUAAUAAUAUUACAAUGGAAAAAGCUUUUCAUAUCGCGUCUACGUGGCAUGUGAUGGGAAAUUGCCAAGCUAAUCCUCCAUCCAAUAUAGCAAAGGUGUUGACGAACGCAAUAGAGAAGGAUACUUCGAAUAUGGUGGAAUUAUACUACGCGGUAAAUGGCUUGACUGCUUUGUCGGAAAAAUUGUCGCGUGACAAAGUGGAUAAAAUAAUAAGGGCGGUACAAAAUGCGCUAAGAAAAGACGACAAUAUAUGGAACUUGGGUUAUGCUUUUCACAUCGCCUCAGACCUUGGAACAAGCGGUGCGUUUGCAUUUGAUCGCAUCGAGGACGCCAUUAUUCAAGCUGAUGAAGUAGAUGGACAGUAUUUACAGUUCGAGGGUGGUCUGUCUGUAACAAGUUUCCUAGUAAACGGUAUUUUGAAACUGUCGAGCACACUGAAAAAGAAACCACCAUUAACGUCCCAGCAGACAGUUAAAUUGGCAAAUUAUCUCCUAUCACGACGUUCUGUGCAAACACCAAGGGGCGUUACAAGUUUACUUUCCGCGUUAAUGAUUUUGGCAAAUAACGAUUUUGAAAAACUGAUGUGCGUAACGUUAGCCAAUGAAGAAAUUAGCAUUUCUACACGACAGCCUUUGGUGACGGUAAAAGUCUGUGACAUACUAGGGAAUCCGGUAACCGGGACGUUCAAAGUGAUUGCAAAUUCAGCAACGAGAGUCGGAGACGAUGUUGUUCUGUUCAAUAAGCAAAGUUUGCAGCCUGUACCAGCAGACAAAACAUUAUAUACGAUGAACCUGAUGGAAAUGAAACCGGAACGUGGAUUUUAUAAGAUAUCAGUGACUGCAGGAUCGGUGACGAAUACAGUUCGGGUAAAAGUUUUGUGCGAGGUAGUGGUAGAUCACAUGGAAAUUGGAACCGCUGAUGCUGAUCAAACUACUCAGCCAAAGCUUGAACGAGUUAUUUUCCCGGAGAAGUUAUCGCAAAAGGUGGAAGCCGACUCUCAACAAAAGUUGGUUAUGCGAUUUUUAUUGAAAGACGGCGGUAAUAAAAAGUCAAUGCGCACGCAUCAAGCAUUCGUGCGGCUUUCUUCCGCGUCGGAUUCAAAGGACAGUAGUAAAAAGGGACAGGAAAUUGUUUUCGUCGCUGAACCAGAUACAUCGCAUCUGUAUAAGUUCGACAUGCCAGUUGGAACUGCGGCGGUGAAUUUCGAUUAUCAGAGCGGAGACUACAACGUGGAAUUAAUAGUUGGUGAUGCAGUGUUGAGCAACCCCUUCCAAUGGACAGUGGCAACAGUUAAUUUGAAGUUCCCUGAACGGACCUUGACCGAACGGGGGGUAGAUAAAAGUGUGUUUUACAAGUACAAGUCGAACGUCUAUACUACCAAACCGGAAAUACAGCACAUGUUCCGUGAACCUGAGAAAAGACCUCCGGCCUUUGUUUCGAACCUAUUUACAGGCUUAUGUUUAGCACCGGUUCUCUUGUUGCUUCUAUUAUGGGCUAAACUUGGAGUAAACAUAUCGAACUUUCCGUUUUCACUUAGCGCUGUUACAUUUCAUCUCGGACUGGGAAGUAUUUUCAUACUUUUCGGGAUAUUUUGGCUAAAAUUGAACAUGUUCGUUACCCUUCGAUACCUCCUCGGUCUUGGGGUCGUAACGUUCCUCGCAGGCAAUAAAAUGUUAUCACGUAUAGCGCAUAAACAUAAAUCACAUUAACUUAUUAGAGCAGAAGAGGAAAAACAUAAGACUGGCGUUCUUGGAUCGAAUUAUACGAUGGGAAAUAAACUAAACGGAAGAAGGAGAUAAUAUAAAGGAACUCUGGUUUUAUCAUGGGUAUUUCGUAACGAAUAAUGUUUAUCGCGUUGAUUGUAGCGUAAAAUUUGGAUCGACACGAGCAAUAGCAAUACUGUUUUCUAUUGUAAUUAUACGCGAAACAAGCGAGAUUUGCGAUUGUAUCGAAUUGCUGUAGAUGUUGUGAAUUUUAUUUGGUAACAAGAUGGUAUAUCGUUUAGUAUAUACAUGUGUUACAGGAAUGCGUAAAAAAUUGAAAGUUUUGUGCACUUGACUUGUUUCAUCCCUUAUUCCGACCUAAUAUGAGUAUAACUAUAAUCUGAACUGUGUACGACAUAAGUGUAGAGAUGGUAAAAGUAUAGUUGGUAUAGCGAGGUCUAUGCUCGCUAGGUAGGUUAGGUUGAUAAAUUUGACACGGCGGUGACGAGGAUGAGGAGG
Messenger RNA from Habropoda laboriosa, 3159 nucleotides. It is a transcript of the gene OstDelta, whose product is annotated as dolichyl-diphosphooligosaccharide--protein glycosyltransferase subunit 2. NCBI's taxonomy places the organism in Eukaryota, Metazoa, Arthropoda, Insecta, Hymenoptera, Apidae. The coding region runs from base 643 to 2646 and encodes 667 amino acids. The transcript has 11 exons. The record is from RefSeq and is a predicted model, not a curated record. Gene Ontology annotation, cellular component: oligosaccharyltransferase complex; membrane. Gene Ontology annotation, biological process: protein N-linked glycosylation.